UUGAAUUUCACAAAGUGGACCAACGUAAGAAGCCUUCUACCUCACACUUCUACGGUUAAUUUUCUUUUUCGCCAAAAAAAAAAAAAACCCACAUAAAUGCCAAAAAAUAAAAUAAAUUAUUCACCAUCUACCCCCCAAAAAACAAAUAAAUAAAAUAAAAGACCCUUAAGUAAAAGGCUGGACCUGUUCCCCCCAUUAAAGCCCUCCAUGUGUUCAUCAAUGCAACUAGUACACAAGAACUCAUCUUAUUAUUAUUAUUAUUUUUUUAUUUUUUAAAUAUUCAAACAAGUUUUGACUAUUUAAUUAUUAAUUCAAAUUUUCAUCUUCCUGUAAAAAAAAAAAAAAUAAUAAAAAAUUAGUAAAGGUCAAAAGGAUUGUUCUUCGGAGUCAGAAAAACCUAAAGAGAGAGAGAGAGAAGCAGCAUUUUUGCAGACCUCUUACUCUGAGCUCCAUCUCCUUCAAACUGCCCCCCCUUUUUGAAUAACUCUCUCUCUUCUUUCUCUCUCUAACACACACACACACGCACACAGAGAGAAAAGAAAAUUAGAGCAUCGGAAAACGCGCACCUUUUUCAGUAUCGAUUCAAAACCCCCUCAAUUCGCCUCUGUUUCACAAAUCAAUUCCAAACCAAUUCGUCUCUGGAUUUUAUUAUUUCGGGUUUUUUUUUUACUGUUUGAUAAUCCAAUCGGUGUUUCUGUAAUGUGUUUCCGUGAGUGAAGAAUGCUGCUGCGUUUAUCUUCCUGGCUUAAUUUGUUGAUUCGAAGGCGAAUGGAGAGAAAUUGCUGCCAGAUCUGAAGUGAGGUUUUUUGAUUAAUUUCAGAUCUUGUUUUUGCGAAAACAAGGUGCAGAAAUGGUGGCCGAGCCAUGGAUUCUGAAAAUCGGCAAUCAGGUCAGUACCAAUUUAAAACACGCUUUAUACCUCGACGGCUCCACGAAAUCGUCGAACACGAAGCCGCACGACCGGCAAAUCAUCGGCAUACUCUCUUUCGAAGUGGCUAAUGUGAUGUCGAAGAUCCUGAAUCUCCACAAAUCGUUAUCCGAGCACGACUUCCUCAACCUGAAGAACGAGAUCCUGAACUCCGACGGCAUCAAAACCCUAAUCUCCGGCGACCCGGACCACCUCCUCCACCUCGCCCUCCUCGAGAAACUCGACGACUUGAACAGAGCCGCCGCCGUCGUAUCCAGACUCGGCAAGAAAUGCACCGUCCCGGCACUUCAGGGCUUCGAGCACGUGUACGGUGACAUCAUCUCCGGCGCCAUCGACGUCAGCGAGCUGGGGUUCUUGGUGAAGGACAUGGACUCCACCGUCCGAAAAAUGGAGCGUUACGUCGGGUCCACCGUCACCCUCUACCGAGAAAUGGCGGCCGCCGACGAGCUCGAGGCCGCCGCCAAGAAGCUCCACCAGAACCACCACCACGAGACCAGCCGGAGAGCCUUCGAGCAGAAGCUUACGUGGCAGAGGCAAGACAUCAAACACUUGAAGGACAUCUCCUUGUGGAACCAAACCUACGAUAAAAUCGUCGAGCUCUUGUGCCGCACCGUCUGCACGGUUUACGCCCGUAUACACAUCGUAUUCCGCAAUAAUAACAGUAGUAGGGAUGCUUCGAGCGUGUUGAUAUCAAGGUCGAGAAUCGGUUCUAGUGGAAAUCUGAAAAAGCCCGUUUCGAACAAGAGGAGGCCCAAACCGGGCCCAGAGAAAAACGGGUCGGGUUUAUUUGGCCCGGAUGAUUUCAACUUCGCCUGCGGUAUCGGGCCGGGUCGGUUCUUCAUGGAAUGUAUAACCCUAAGCAGCUCUGCUUCGAAAGUGGACGACGAUGAUUUUGAUGAUGAUGGUCAAAGAAGUCAACUAUCGGGAUCUUUUAGUACUGUGGCGAAUAGUUCGAAGUGCGACAGUAAACAUUCCACCUUUUCCGAUAGUUUUUCCCGGCCGGUUUCGAACGGUGUGCGGGCCCCGCCCACGAGUAGGUGGGCCCCGGCAAGCACGGUCGGUGGGUCGGCAUUGCCGUUGCACUACGCGAAUAUAAUAAUAAUAAUCGAGAAGCUUCUUAUGUAUCCUCAUUUAGUGGGCGAAGAAGCGAGAGAUGAUUUGUAUCAAAUGCUUCCCACGAGUGUGAGGAAAAAACUGAAGGGCGAAUUGAGGAAUUACGUGAAGGAUUUGGAGAUAUAUGAUGCGCCGGUGGCGCACGAUUGGAGGGAGAGGCUAAGUGGGGUGCUGAGGUGGCUCGCCCCGCUGGCGCACAACAUGAUGAGGUGGCAGAGCGAGAGGAACUUCGAGCAGAGGCAGAUUGUGACAAGGACAAACGUGCUCCUUGUGCAGACGCUCUACUUUGCCGACCGGGCGAAGACGGAGGACGCCAUUUGUCGGCUUCUGGUUGGCUUGAAUUAUAUAUGCCGGUACGAGCAGCAGCAGAAUGCUUUGUUGGACUGCGCGAGUAGUUUCGAUUUUGAGGACUGCGUGACGUGGCAAUCGCGGAUUGGUGGCUCGUUUUGAUCCUUGAUUUUUUUUUUCUUUUUGUCUCCAUUGUUGUAGGAUGAAACUUACUUAGAUGGGUAGUUUGUUCUUGUAGGUAGUGUAAAUACUAUAAUUGGUUGGAUUUUUUUAAUGUACUUGAUUUAGUAUGUUAUCUUUGAAUGACAAGUUUGGAUAUUACACUAAGUUUAUUAUUGUAUGG
Molecule: messenger RNA, 2672 nt
Organism: Erythranthe guttata (spotted monkey flower)
Lineage: Eukaryota; Viridiplantae; Streptophyta; Magnoliopsida; Lamiales; Phrymaceae
Biological process (GO): positive regulation of growth
Source: RefSeq, a predicted model, not a curated record